UGUCCGGAAGGCCUGGGUGGGUCGGCUUCAGGGUGGAAAGUGGCACCGACGGGGUAUAGGAAACAAGUCUCGGAGGUAAACCUGACAGCAGGUUUAUAAAUACAAGCUGUGGAGUGCGUUCUAUUGUUAAAAAGAAAAAAUGUCUACUCUUCAAAGUUUAGAAACCAAAGGCACCCUGACUUCAGCCCCAAUCCGAGGAGCAGGAGAUGGAAUGGAAACUGAGGAGCCGCCUAAACCUGUGGAGGUCCCCUGUGGCGUGCAGACCGUCAGGCAGCAAGUUCUUCAGAGUCCACGGAAGAAAGCGGUUCCAUCGGAGAGCCCAGGAGUUCUGCAGCUAGGAAAGGUUCUCACUGAAAAAGCAGUCGAAAUCGAAGCUGUAAGAAUCUUAGUUCCCAAAGCCGCCAUCACUCACGACAUCCCCCAGAAAACUGCCAAAGUCAAGUCUGUGGGACAUCACAAAGGAGAACUCGCGAGGCAGUCCGAGAUGGUCUUAGAACCUAGCAGUGAACUUGUAGAAUUAAAGAAUGUAUUGGAAAAGCUCAGGAACUCUGAAAGGAGGUUACUGCAGGAUAAAGAAGGUCUUUCCAACCAGCUCCGCGUGCAGACAGAGGUAAAUCGUGAGUUGAAAAAGUUGCUGGUAGCUUCUGUUGGAGAUGAUCUUCAGUAUCACUUUGAACGUCUAGCCCGUGAGAAGAACCAGCUUAUUUUAGAAAAUGAAGCCCUCAGCCGAAACACAGCUCAACUCUCCGAACAGUUAGAACGCCUCUCUAUACAGUGUGAUGUGUGGCGAAGCAAAUUCCUUGCAAGCAGGGUGAUGGCGGAUGAGUUAACCAGUUCCAGAGCAGUUUUACAGCGUCAGAAUCGCGAGGCACAAAGUGCCAUUCAAGAUCUCCUAAGCGAACGGGAGCAGUUCCGGCAAGAAAUGGCCGCCACCCACAAGUUAUUGGAGGAACUCAUUAUCUCAUUACAGUGGGGAAAAGAACAAACCUACUCCCCUGGUGCACAGCUCUACAACACAACAGAACUAGCACUGACAAAUCACAGUCUGGCAAAGGCAGUAAACACUCAUCUACUGGGAAAUGUUGGCAUGAGCAGUCAAAAGAAGAUUCUGUCCUCUGUUGAGUUUUGCAGCACACCAGCUGAGAAAAUGGCCGAAAAGAUUCUACACAUUUUGGAUCCAGUUACCUGUACAGAAAGCACCCCUGAUAAUCCAUUUGCUGAGCCUUCCCCAACCACCUUGCUUGCUACAAAGAAAAAUAUUGGAAGAUAUCAUCCCUAUACCAGAUAUGAAAAUAUAACUUUCAAUUGCUGCAAUCACUGCCAGGGAGAGCUUAUUGCCCUUUAACAUUCUGUAUGUUGAAGGCAUGGUGCAAGCACUUGUAUAUUACCCAACAGUUAUCAUCUGGGGCCUGGGGUUCUUAUAAUGCUAAAAGUAGUAUCAUUCCCUAAUUGCAUUAUUCCCAAAGAUACUCCAUGUACUGGAUUCCAGAUUACCCUUUCUUAAUAAAUAUCUCAGGGCAAGAAAAGAAUGAAAGUGUGAAAACAGAAAAUACUUUCUAGGAAACAGCAAUGCUUUUCAUAAAGGACUAUAAAAGAAAAAUAUUUGUAAAUUUGUUUUAGGCCGUAAAUUAUUUUUUUAAUUUAACUAAUUUAUUUGAAAGGCAGAGAGAGAGAGAGAGAGAGACACCUUCCACCCAGUGAUUCCCUCCCCAGAAUCCAACAGUGGCUGGCACUGAGGCAGGGCUGAAACUGAGAGCUGGCAUUCCCAUCCAGGUCUCCCACAUAGGCGUCAGCAGCCUAACCUGUUGAGCAGUUACCACUGUCUCCUGUGGUUUGUAUUAGCAGAAAGCUGCAAUUAGGAGUUGGAGCUGAGCCCCAAGCCCAAGUACCCUGAUUUAGAAUGUAAGUGUCUUCCCUACUAUGUCACAUGGCCUCUCAAGGGCCCUAAGUUAAUAUUCAUCUUUUGAACAUCUUAUAUGAGAAUGUUUAAUGGUGUGUUAAAAUAAAGAUAGCCAAAUUGCAGGCAUGGAUCGCAGGCAGCCAUACCCACUCAUUUACUGUUGUCUUUGCACUUUAGCAGUACAUUUCCGGAGUUGAGUAGAUGCGACAGUGCUUGCAUGACCUGCAAGGACUGAAAUAUUUACUAUCGGUCCUUAAUCUAAAACAUUUUCUGGCUCCCACUAUAUAGUAAUAACAGGGUUAGGGGCAUGGGCAAUUUCUUUUCAGUUUUGAGGAAGUACUAUAGGUGAAGGACAUUAUCUUUUAUAAAUAAGUGGUGUACAUUAGGAAAAACUAUAUUUUUGAGCCAAAUUAGCAAGUACUUCAACAAACCAUUUUCUCAUUUUGGUCUAAUAUGGGAAAUUCUAUAUUAUGAAUGCGUACAAUCUGACAUCUACGAAAUAAAUAUAUUGUUAACUUUGGCUCAUUUUCACAAAUACAGUGCAAAGGACUAUCCAGCGUAGUAUUUAUAAAGCAUAGUGAAGGUAGAAUCUUUAUAGAUGAUCAUCUACAAAGCAAUGCAACUUACCAAAUAUAUACUAUUGUAUGUUUAUGAUGAAACCUCUUUGAAUGCAUUUUUAUAUUGGCUUUUAAAGUAUUUUAAAAGUAUAUUUAAACCAAGUCUAAGACAUUGCUGACAGAGUGCCUAUCAGCAAAGAUAUCUGGUCCAAUAAUAUAUUUUAAAUAUGUCAAUUUAUUUUUUAUAUUACCCAUCUAAGUUACUUAUAGUUUCAAGUAUCAAUAAAUUUCUCUACCUUCUAUAUUGUGAAUAUUGUGAAAAAGAUGCAUUGAUUUAUUUAGAAAAUCAAAGUGACAGAUACAGGGAAAGAAACGUAUCUGCUGUUUGCUGAUUGAUUUACAGCCACUCUCUAGGCCAUUCCAAAACCAAGAACCCAGAACCAAGAAUACCAACCACUAGGGCCAUUGUCUGCAGUCUCUCAGGUACAUCAGCAGGAAACUAAAUUGCAAGUGGAGUAGCUGUAACUUGAGCCAAUACUGUAUUACAGGAUGCCAGCAUCACACAGGGCAGAAAGCUUAACCCACCACAUCACAUUGCUCACCACCAAUGAAUAUCCCUUUUCCUCCCCCAGGAAGGGUAUCUUUUAAUUCCAGUCUUCAUCCUGCUUAGACUGUUGGCAACUAAUUCUUUUUCAAGAGGGAAGUUGCUACACUGAAUUUCACAGUGAUUGAUUUUGACACCAGAAGCAAGUACAUUGAAAUUUUAAACACCUUUAAAACUCUUCUGCAAUAAGUCCUAGUGGAAAGAUAUCAGAAUGAGAUAAAACACAGCUCAUCAAUCUAGUGUCUAGAACAUACAAAGAAUUCUUACAGCUCAGCAACCAAAGAAGCAAAUAAAACAGUGGGCAAGACUUGAAAAGAUGGUGACUAAAAAAAUAUACAGAAGGCUACCAAACAUUUCAGAAGACUUCCAGUAUUAUUAAUUAUUAGGUAAAUGCUACUCAAUAAUACUUGGUAUCCAGCUACUAAAAAGAAAGAGCACAAACCAGGCAAGGAUAUGGAGAAAUUAGAAUCCUGUACAUUACUUGAGUGUUAUUUAAGAUGAUGCAGCAAAUCUUAAAGACAACAUGACAGUUUCUUUAAUAACCCAAGCAUACUAUUAUGCAGUAUGGCAAUUCCGCUUAUAUGCAAGUAUUCAAAAGAAAUUAGAAGCAGAAAUGAUUAUGUAUUUCUGCACCUGUGUUCUUAGCAACUUUACUCAUAAUGAUCAAAAGGUGGGAAUACUCCAAGUGACUGUGGAUGGACAAAUGGAUAAAAAAAUAAUACAUAUCCAUGCAAAGGCAAAUCAUUCAGCCUUAAGAAGAAAUGAAAUAUUAGAGCAAGCUGCAAUGUAGGUGAACCUUUAAAACAUGAUAAGUGAAAUACACAGAAAAGAAAUAUUUUUGUAUGAAUCACCUAGAAGGAUCAUAUCUGUAGACUGAAGAGUUGCUAUCAGGGACCAAGAAGAGAGCAGAGCAAGGUUUUGGUUGUAUUUUUCCAGUGGGUAAAGAGUUUGAUUUGGGAUGAUGAAAAACUUUAUGGAUG
This is a messenger RNA of Ochotona curzoniae (black-lipped pika), 4041 nucleotides long. RefSeq names its product basic leucine zipper nuclear factor 1 (gene BLZF1). The coding region runs from base 140 to 1345 and encodes 401 amino acids. Gene Ontology annotation, cellular component: Golgi membrane. The transcript is spliced from 7 exons. Gene Ontology annotation, biological process: Golgi to plasma membrane protein transport; Golgi organization. NCBI's taxonomy places the organism in Eukaryota, Metazoa, Chordata, Mammalia, Lagomorpha, Ochotonidae. The record is from RefSeq and is a predicted model, not a curated record.